Molecule: messenger RNA, 600 nt
Organism: Aureobasidium pullulans EXF-150
Lineage: Eukaryota; Fungi; Ascomycota; Dothideomycetes; Dothideales; Saccotheciaceae
Exons: 1
Coding region: 94-285 (63 amino acids)
Source: RefSeq, a predicted model, not a curated record
GCUGUCAUAUUUUUCGUGGAACUCCAACGACAAAGCCUCUGCUGGCAAUUACAACGCGACAGACGGCGAGAGGGCUAAACCCCUUUGACUGCAAUGCUGUCCCCAUGGAACUCCAAUGGCACAGCCUCUGCUAGCAACUACAACGCGACAGACAGCGAGAGCGCCGUGGCCCCUUUGACUGCAAUGCUGUCCCCAUGGAACUCCAACGGCACAGCCUCUGCUAGCAACUACAACGCGACAGACGGCGAGAGCGCCGUAGCCCCUUUGACUGCAUUGCUAUCUUGAUUUCCAUGGAGCUCCACCGGCAAAGCCUCUGCUAGAAACUACAACGCGACAGACGGCGAGAGAGCGGUAAUCCCUUUGACUGCACUGCUGUCUUGUGUUUUUCAUGGAACUCCACCGGCGAGAUCUCCAGUAGCAGUCACAAGCCGACAGACGGCGUGAGCUUCAACUCACAUACUAAUGACAGCAGGAGCCGGCGCAGAAGUUAGUGUCGGUAUGCCUGCACUUUUCUCUGGGUCUCUCUUUUGUCCACCUGCUCCUCCCACUGGGUCUUCUCUACCUCCCACUACCUUAUCUUCGUUCUUCCCCCAAGCCCGA